This is a messenger RNA of Necator americanus (New World hookworm), 201 nucleotides long. RefSeq lists its product as uncharacterized. Gene Ontology annotation, biological process: translation; ribosomal small subunit assembly; maturation of SSU-rRNA. Gene Ontology annotation, molecular function: structural constituent of ribosome. The transcript is spliced from 2 exons. Gene Ontology annotation, cellular component: cytosolic small ribosomal subunit; ribosome. The coding region runs from base 1 to 201 and encodes 66 amino acids. The record is from RefSeq and is a predicted model, not a curated record. NCBI's taxonomy places the organism in Eukaryota, Metazoa, Nematoda, Chromadorea, Rhabditida, Ancylostomatidae.
AUGGACAAGCCUGUGAAACUUGCAAGAGUUACUAAGAUUAUUGGUCGUACCGGUUCACAGGGCCAAUGUACGCAGGUCCGUGUCGAGUUCAUGGAUGAUAAUGGCAACAGAUCGAUCAUCCGUAACGUGAAAGGUCCCGUUCGUGAAGGCGAUAUCUUAACGUUGCUGGAGGCUGAGAGGGAAGCCAGAAGACUUCGUUAA